AUGGAGGACACAAUGAUUGAAAAUACUGGCCAUCAGGAUGAACAGAUUGAUUUCACCGCGGAUGUUAAUUUGAAUGAGGUUGAAGAAGCCGACCCUAACGAUAGAAUUCCUGAUAUUAAUGACACAAGAUUUAUCUCUUUAGUUCGCAAUCAAACCCCCAAAACCCUAAACCAUGGCGCCGCCGGCCCCUUCCGCCGGCCCCGCCUCCUACUUCGCCGCCUGCUCUCUACGGUUACCGAAGCAGCGGCGGAGACACCUGCGCCCUCCGCCCCUGCCGCCGCCUCCGGUGUCGCUGCGCCCAACGCUGCCGCCGCCGCCGCCACGAAGCCGGCGAAGAAGGACCCGAGGCUGCUCUACCGUCGUCUGUCGGCGCUUGGAAUAGCUGGGGAGGGGAGCGUGUCGCGGGUGCUGAACAAGUGGGUGCGGGAGGGCGGGGCGGCGCGAAGCGAGGAGCUCGUCAAGCAUGUCAAGGAGCUCCGCAGGUACAAGCGCCACGCCCACGCCCUCGAGGUGAUGGAUUGGAUGGUCAAUGCAAGGGGUAUGAACAUGUCAAUCACUAACCAUGCAAUACGUCUGGAUCUCGUCUAUAAAGUGCGUGGCCUUGAGGCAGCUGAGAAUUAUUUUGCUAACCUCCCUGAUCCAGCCAAGAAUCAUCGAACUUAUGGUGCCCUUCUUAGUUGUUAUUGCUCAGCAAAAAUGGAAGAGAAAGCAACAGAUCUCUACCGCCAGAUGGAUGAACUUGGCAUCUGGUCCGGUACACUACCCAUCAAUAAUCUGAUGUCCCUUUACAUGAAGUUAGACCAGCAUAGGAAGGUUGAUAGUCUCUUUGAGGAGAUGAAAGUGAAGAAUGUUAAACCGGAUAACCUCACAUGCUGCAUUUUGAUGACCAGCUAUUCAGCAUCGAACAAGAUAGAUGCCAUUGAAGAACUUCUUAAAGAAAUGGUAGAAAAAGAUGUGACUCUUGGGUGGUCUGCAUAUAGCACACUUGCUUCUAUCUAUGUAAAUGCUGGACAGGUUGAAAAAGCAGAAUCUGCUCUGAAGAAACUCGAGGGGCUUAUUAGUGCUGAAGAUGGCAGGCAACCUUUUGAUUUCCUUAUGAGCCUAUAUGCUUCACUAGGCAAUUUGAGCGAGAUCAAUAGGGUAUGGGAUGUGAUAAAGGCCAAAUUCUCCAUGGUAACCAACAUAAGCUACCUCGGCAUGCUUCAUGCUCUUUACAAGCUCAAUGAUAUUGACCGCAUGAAGCAGAUUUAUAUGGAGUGGGAAUCUAAUUAUCAAACCUAUGAUGUAAGACUGACAAAUAUGAUGAUUCGUGGCCAUCUGAAGCUUAGCAUGAGCGAAGAAGCAGAAACGUUGAGGGAGAAGGCCAAGGAAAAAGGUGCGGAGUUUGACUCCAAAACAUGUGAGUUGUUUCUUGAUCACUACAUGGGCAAGGGGGACAUGAACUCGGCACUGAACUGGGUAGAGAACAUGACCAAACUCCCCAAGAAAGCAGGGAAGCUCGAUCAGGACAGGAUCUACAUGUUCCAGAAGUAUUUUGAAGAACACAAGGAUGCUGACAGUGCCGAGAGGUUCUGCAACUGCCUGAGGACGCUAGGGUGCAUUGACGGGAAAGCAUAUGAGUCCCUCUUGCGCACAUACUUGGCAGCUGGUAAGAAAAGCUGUUCGCUCCGUCAACAGAUAAAAAACGAUAAGAUUGAGAUCUGCUAUGACAUUGGGAAGCUACUCAAGAGGUUGGGCGACGGAAGAUGA
Miscanthus lutarioriparius is the source of this 1749-nucleotide messenger RNA. Lineage: Eukaryota; Viridiplantae; Streptophyta; Magnoliopsida; Poales; Poaceae. The record is from the annotation of a GenBank genome assembly.